UAUCAUAAGAGCGUACAAUUAUGACUUCCAUUUUCACCUUCAAGCAUUUUUGCUUCUUCAUGGCACUCUUCUUCUUCACAGUUUGUUGCAAAUCAGAUCAAACUCCUGUAAGCCUUGUUGCGAAAGCCAUGACAUGUUUCGACAAUAGCGUGGUUUAUAGCAGUUGCCAAGAGUCAUACAGACUGAACGCAGAAGGGACGAUCAAUGUCCCUAAAGAGGCGACUGAUGACUACUGCGGUGGCCCAUGCCUUAGCGAGACAAAGUUCGUGCUUUCGUGUGUGGACGAAAUACUGUAUACUUUCAAGUUCUACAAUGGCGCGUCGGUUCAGGAUGUUAAAUAUACCCUCGAUGCAGGCUGUGGCGACACAAACAACAGAGGAGAUUUUGAUGUUGCUGAACAUUUGGGAGAUAGUGGUAGCCAUUAUUCACAUGGCGUUGCUGAUGGCUAUGCGGACUAUGAUGAUGCAAUUGCAAACAAGAUCAGUGCUCCCAUUAACUUGCUGAUAAUCUUCACUUUUGUUUUACUUCUGUGAAUUGUGAUGCAUACUGAACGAUAUUGAAUGAGAACUCCUUGAGUAUUGUUAAUAAUUUUUAGCAUGUAGUGUUUUGUGUGAAUCAUCAUCUAUCAUUUUGUUGUGUUAUCCAUUUCUUAAUUGAUGGAUUAAAGUUAAUAAAUCGGACUAACUAUUGUAUAGAGAUAUCAAUUAAUUUUGAA
Molecule: messenger RNA, 715 nt
Organism: Zingiber officinale
Lineage: Eukaryota; Viridiplantae; Streptophyta; Magnoliopsida; Zingiberales; Zingiberaceae
Exons: 4
Coding region: 21-533 (170 amino acids)
Source: RefSeq, a predicted model, not a curated record